UUAAACUGAACUCUAGCUGAGAAGGAAGGAUGGCCAUGAUGAGUUCUGGAGGUGCCUUCUUCCUGGGCUUCAUAGUGAGCACCUGCACUUUUUACUUGUUCCCGAUGGAGGCGCCCCUUUACAAGAACUUACACAAGUUGGACAUGCUGGUUCCCUCCAUGAACAACCUGAAGGUGGAAAAUGAGAGCCUGAACUGGAAGGUUGGCGGGCCGGCCCUGAUAAACCUGGAGCACCCUCACCUGAAAGCAGGCAAGGACAGCAGUGUGGCCGAUGACAUCUACAACAAGGUCCGCAUUCUGUGCUGGGUCAUGACGUGUCCUUCAAACCUCGAGAAGAAAGCACGCCACAUUAAAGCCACCUGGAGCCGCCACUGCAAUACGGUGAUCUUUAUGAGCUCCAUUGAUAACCCCAGCUUCCCCACUAUAGGCCUGAACGUCACGGAGGGGCGCGACCAGCUCUACUGGAAGACCAUCCGUGCCUUGCAUUAUCUGGAGCAACACCACCUUAACGAGGCUGACUGGUUCCUCAAGGCGGACGACGAUACCUUUGUCAUUGUGGAAAACCUGCGGUGGAUUCUCGCCAACUACACCCCCGAAGUGCCCAUCUACUUUGGCAGGCGCUUCCGGCCCUUCAUCAGGCAGGGCUACAUGAGUGGCGGCGCCGGAUAUGUCCUCAGCAAGGGGGCCCUGCAGCGCUUCGUGGAAGGCUUCCGCACCAACGUGUGCUCCCACACCAGCUCUGUGGAGGACGUGGCACUGGGGCAGUGUAUGGAGAAGAUGGGCGUGCAGGCUGGUGACUCACGUGACUCCCUGCUUCGGGAGACCUUUCAUCCUGUUGUCCCCGAAAUACUCCUCGCCGGCAAGUUCACUCGAUCCCUCAUGUACCGGAUCUACUGCUACUACCCCACUGUGGAGGGUCCCCAGUGCUGCUCUGACCUCGCUGUCUCCUUUCAUUACGUGAGUGCUGAGCUCAUGUACAUCCUGGAGUACUACACCCACCACCUGCGGGCAUACGGCUACCAGUAUCGCUACAACCCCAGACUUCCAGACAACUACACUAGGCUUCUAGCCCACUAGGACAGAGCAGGAGUCUGGCAGGAACAGCUCAGUGGAUACCCAGCCGGAGAAGAGGCAGCUCUGCUGGCCAGAACCUGUUUGGCUGUUUAUUUGUCUUGACAGCCGGACGUGUUGAGUAUUGAGGGAAGGAGAACUCUCUGAAGUUAAAAAUAAUGAUUGGGGGGUGGUGGGGGGUCUGUAAAGCAAUGCCAAUCAAAAUCCACUCUUUUGAACUUGAGCUACGGUACCGAAGAAACCAGGGGUCCCCAGCCUGGCAUGUCCACCUAAACCAAAGAGAGUGCCAGCGUGACGGGAAGAACUGGCUUGUAUUCAAUUGCUACUUUUAAUGUCACAGACUUAGCCUGCGUGAAUACCUGCUCCCUGAGCCAGCCCUGGGUCCAUCCCUAUUAGGAGUGCACCUGUGUUUUUGGGAAUAUCCUGUAGCAGCAGGUAGUGACGCUAAAGGAAUGUUUCACCAAAUCCCAAUUAUCUUAUGAAUGGCAGGUAUCUCCCUUUGGUACCACUUGCAGCCCUUGUUGGGCAAUGUUUGCUCACCGGUGACAUGUAAUGAACAACACUGAACCAGGGGAUGAGAUCCGAUCCUUAGUAGAAAAGAGUUUUUAAUGUAUAUGGACAACCAUUUUCAUAGUUUACCAUCAACCCCGGAGGCAAAGCAACUAAUAGACAAACUAAGAGAUCUUCUUUCAAAUGGUUGGAUUUGACCUUUGUCAAUGGGCUAGUAAUUUCCCCAAGAUACUAGAACAUCAGCCGCAAGAAGCUCAUUCAAUAAGCCCAGAAGUCUGACUGUCCCAGGAUAGAUCAGAUUCCAAAGAAUCCACUUUAGUCUUGAAGUGACACCAUUCCUCAGACAAUUUCAGGUGCAAGUCUCAUCCAGUGCAGAAGACUACUGUCAAUACAAAGUAUGCGCCAGUCAAUAUGAUCCUUUGGGGUAUAUUCUUGCAUUCACCAUACAUGGCCAAGUCCUGGUUCAGAAACUGGGGCAUAAACAAAGAGACUGGGAUGACCCCAUGUUGCCUGAAGAUCGAUUAAGAGCCUGGAAUGAUUGGGAGGGAGAACUUCACCCUCUGACUAUCUUUAGUAUCCCAAGAUGUGAUGUGCCCGCUGAUAUGGACUUGUUUUCCAUUACCAGACAGAUUCACAUAUCCUGUGAUGCCUCUGAACAAACUUAUGGGUCCGUUUCCUACCCAAGAACGGAAGACAACGAUGACAAUAUUCAUCUCUAUCUAUCUAUCUAUCUAUCUAUCUAUCUAUCUAUCUUACGUACCUUCAUUUUGGCCAGGUCUACAGCUGCACCAAAGCUUUGGCAAACCAUACCAAGACUAGAGCUAAGUGCUGUCUUACGUGGAGCACACCUUAGCUAAACUCCUAGAAAAUGAGCUGACUUGAACAAUCACCCAAGUGGUUCUUGUUGUGGUGUACAAAAUCUGUACAUUUUGCUGCAUAUUCUCAUUAUUUUUUGUUCAAGACAAAACAACAGAGGAACUUAAAUAAUUUAAUGGACAGUUAACAUCAAAAGCAAUCUGUUUUCCUGAAUCAUAGUACCAUUUUUAUUUGAUCUGCACAGGAAUUCAGGAGACCCUCAUACUGUAUUGAUGAUUUUAUCACCUGUGAAGGGAAAGGCACCAGGACUAAAUUAGUGUAUAGCUUGGGAAAGGAAGACAUGCUGUGGUUCAAACUGUAUGCGAUUUACAACCUGUGAACAGAAGGAGAUGCCAUGGAACUGGAAAUUAUAACUUGAGACAGGAGAUUGUUUAAAACAUUAGGAAGGUUAUUGCUUGGAAAAAACGGACGUGCUCAAAUAGAUGAGUUCGAGCAAAUUCAUUCAUCAUAUUUUUUUUUUCUUUAACAUUUUAUUGAUUUUAUUAAAAUCAAAUAACAUUCCAUACA
Molecule: messenger RNA, 2963 nt
Organism: Polypterus senegalus (gray bichir)
Lineage: Eukaryota; Metazoa; Chordata; Cladistia; Polypteriformes; Polypteridae
Product: glycoprotein-N-acetylgalactosamine 3-beta-galactosyltransferase 1-B-like
Exons: 3
Coding region: 30-1076 (348 amino acids)
Cellular component (GO): membrane
Molecular function (GO): N-acetylgalactosaminide beta-1,3-galactosyltransferase activity
Source: RefSeq, a predicted model, not a curated record